GUGAUUGAUUUAUAAAUACACACAGGAACACAGCCAGAGAUACACACAGCAUUCAAACCAUGGAUUUCCUGCAGCUUACUUCCAUAUCAUCAGCUUUUUCAACCUUCCCUCUCUACAUUAUCAUUGCAUUGGCUACAUCAAUCGGUGCAUAUUUUUUCAUCCAUUUCCAGGACUCUAAGAACUGGAAGGAUUCUCCACCAGGACCUGUGGGAUGGCCCAUAUUAGGGAGCCUUCCUCACUUCCUCAACAAUCGCCUUCAUGAGGACUUGUUUCAUCUGUCCAGAAUCCAUGGCCCGCUCUUUAGCCUGAAACUAGGUUUAAAGCCGGUUGUUGUGAUAUCAUCGCCGGAGAUGGCAUGUAAGACCCUCAAGCAGCAGGAGGCUGUUUUCUCCAGUCGUACCGUCACCGAGGCCAUCCGAGUCAUUACAUAUGAUACCGCUUCCAUUGUCUAUGCUCCCAUGGAUAGUGCACGAUGGAGAGUAAUUAGAAAAAUAUUGAUGGAAAAGCUCUUCUCUGCCAAGGCCUUUGAGGCUUUUGAACCACUUCGCAAGCAACAGGUUCAUGGGUUGCUCAAGGAGCUCCACUCAACUUCAAUGUCGAGGAAUUCGGUUAACAUUGCAGAGUGGGCCUUCGUGGCCUCAGGUAACAUUGUGAGCAACACAGUAUGCAGUAGGAACCUUUUUGAGAACACAAAAAAGGAAGGGAGAGAGCUAAAACAUACAUUCUGGCAGUUAAUGGAAAUUCUUGGCUCUGUAAACGUUGCUGAUCUCAUCCCAGUAUUCAAGCCAUUUGAUCCUCAAGGCCUGAAACGGAGAAUAUUGAAAAUCUUUUGGAGAUUAGAUGCGUUUUAUGAAAAUAUCAUCAAGGAGAGGUUGGAAGAAAGAAAAAUCGGAAUCGGCAAUAUUGGGAAGGAAAAUUUGGACUUAUUAGAUGUGUUAUUGGAUUAUAGAAGUGACAGAGACGAUGAAUUAAAAAGCUUAUCCAGAAAGAACAUCAAGGGCAUGCUUGCGGAAAUGUUUGUCGCAGGCACAGAGACUACCUCAAGCACUUUUGAGUGGGGAAUGGCAGAGAUCCUACGAAAACCUGAUGCAUACAAGAAAAUAGUUAUGGAGUUGGACCAAGUAGUUGGGAAGGAUCGGUUUGUUGAAGAGAGUGACAUCUCCAAUCUACCCUACCUUCAAGCAGCAGUAAAAGAAGUUUUCCGGCUCCACCCUGCCGUUCCACUGCUCGUUCCUCGUAGCACGAAUGAGGCGUGUGAGGUUUCCGGUUACCAUAUUCCUAAGGGCUGCAUUGUGUUGGUGAAUGUUUGGGGGAUGGCUAGGGAUCCCAGUGUUUGGGAAGACCCCUGUGAGUUUAAACCCGAAAGGUUUCUUGGGUCAAGCAUUGAUGUGAAAGGACAUGAUUUUAACCUCAUUCCUUUUGGGAGUGGGAAAAGGUCUUGCAUCGGAUUGCCCCUUGGCCAUCGCAUGGUGCACUUUUACUUAGCAGCACUGCUUCAUGCUUUUGAGUGGGAAUGCCCUGCUGAGAUUCUGGACAAUGUAGAAGAGAGAGUGGGGCUUACAAUUCGAAAAGGAAAGACUCUCAUUGGCAUUCCUAAACCUAGAUUGUCAAAUUCUGUUUACCUGCAGUGA
Molecule: messenger RNA, 1631 nt
Organism: Prunus dulcis (almond)
Lineage: Eukaryota; Viridiplantae; Streptophyta; Magnoliopsida; Rosales; Rosaceae
Product: 7-ethoxycoumarin O-deethylase-like
Exons: 3
Coding region: 60-1631 (523 amino acids)
Molecular function (GO): monooxygenase activity; heme binding; iron ion binding
Source: RefSeq, a predicted model, not a curated record